Monascus purpureus is the source of this 3362-nucleotide messenger RNA. NCBI's taxonomy places the organism in Eukaryota, Fungi, Ascomycota, Eurotiomycetes, Eurotiales, Aspergillaceae. The record is from the annotation of a GenBank genome assembly.
AAUCGCUACCCUUAUCUCUCGUCUCUACCCUUCUCUUCGUUUCUCAUAAUCCGUUCGUUAUCUCGUCGCUAGCAAAGAACGCCCAAUCCUCGGUCCGUGGCUGGCCAGCAACCCAUGGACAGAGACACCCCAGCGGACACUGGGAUGCCGAACCUCCUGCGACUCCAUACAAAUAACUUGGCUGCGCCAUCUCUGUCUACGUCCUUUAAAGUCGACGAGGGUUACUCAGAUGAGACUAAAAGUCAGUCGGACCGUGAAUCAAAGCCAUCAACCGAAGAUGUCAUAACUCUUCCAGAUUGGCUUCUCACCCAUAGCGAGGCCGACAGAGCUGAGCUUGCUUAUGGCCUACUGCGAAGCUUGCGCACCUCGACCGUGGCUACCGUUGUCGAACGUCUCACGCCUCUUCUACACAUGGACCCUGUCCUGAAACUCCCGCCGGAGAUCACUUCGGAGAUAUUUUCCCACCUCGACCCGCAGACUCUUUUGACUGCUUCUCUCGCCUCGCGCGCUUGGCGAAGCCGCAUCCAGGAUUCGCAUCUCUGGAGGAAACUUUAUACGAGAGAGGGUUGGCGCGUGGACGUUGCAGCAAUUCGAAGGUUUGAGCAAGAACGUUCCGAACUGCAUCAAUCCCGGAAGUCCAAGACCAGAUGCCCAGACUUGGAUAUUGUGGAGCCGAAGCUCAAAAAGCGCGUGCCGUCAGGCUGGUUGAACACGCGGACCGCAGUACGAGGAACUGAUGGCGAACCAUCUUUAGAGACCGACACCUUGCUUCUGCCUGAUAACGAGGGUGAUUGCCACAUGAUUGAUGCCAUGAACGAGGAUGUCCCCUCACAUUUUACCCAGGGACAGCAAUCGUCGCCCUUCAGCGGUCGACAAAGCAGUUCCUCUGAAUCUACAUUCUCGGGAUCGUCUUCAGCCCCUUCUUCCGCUGCAUCUCCGCACUCCGUGAAAACAUCCUUGGUAACUAGACAACCCAAUGGCAGUGUCAAGGUCAAUUGGCAGCAUCUGUACAAGCAGCGUCGACGAUUAGAAGAGAACUGGAUGCAAGGCCGUUUCACUAACUUCCAACUUCCACAUCCUUCUCACCCGGAAGAGGCUCAUCGGGAGUGCGUUUAUGCCAUCCAAUUCUCCGGGAAGUGGUUGGUUAGUGGAAGUCGUGACAAAACAAUUCGAGUCUGGGACCUAGAUACCAAAAGACUAUGGUAUCGACCUCUUGUUGGCCAUUCAAAGUCUGUGCUUUGCCUUCAGUUUGAUCCUAGCCCGUCAGAAGACAUUAUCGUUUCCGGAAGCAGUGACAAGAAUGUCAUUAUUUGGAAGUUCUCUACUGGAGAGAAAAUACAUGAAAUCCAUUCGGCCCAUGAGGACUCUGUGUUGAAUCUUAGAUUCGACCAUCGAUACAUUGUUACAUGCUCCAAGGAUAACCUGAUCAAAAUCUGGAAUCGCCACGAACUCACGGCCACAGAUGAGAACUAUCCGAGAGUAUACCAGGGUUCAGGAGUUACAUACCCAGCGUAUAUUGUCGAUAUCGCUAGUAUACCGUCACCCGUGCUGGAGGCUGAGAUAGCCAACGGUCAUAUCCAGAGCGUUGCUCCGUAUUCCCUUUUGAUGACCAUAGAUGGCCAUGGUGCUGCCGUGAACGCUAUCCAAAUGAAUGGCGACGAAGUCGUCUCUGCUUCUGGUGAUCGACUGAUCAAGGUAUGGAAUGUUCGCGAUGGAUCCUGCAAGAAGACUCUCAUAGGCCACGAGAAGGGGAUUGCGUGUGUUCAGUUUGACAAUCGGCGCAUCCUGAGCGGGAGUAAUGACAACACAGUGCGCAUAUAUGAUCAUAUCUCCGGCGCAGAGGUUGCCUGUUUGUAUGGGCAUCAUAAACUGGUGCGGACUGUGCAGGCUGGGUUUGGUGACCCACCUGGAGCCGAUGAGGAGUUGAGGAUGGAGGCUCUGGAAGUUGACAACAAAUUCUGGGAUGCUAAGCGUUCAGGUGCCGCUGUCGAUCUUGGUCCACGCGCUCUCAGACGUGCUGGCCAGAGUCAGGACACCGCCGGGUCAAGAAACCCAAAAGACAUCAAGGCUUUGGGCGCAGCAAUACCGCCUGGUGGAGGCGGCACCAGAUGGGGUAGAAUCGUGUCUGGGUCGUACGACGAGACUAUUAUCAUUUGGAAAAAGGACCGGGAGGGCAAAUGGGUCAUUGGCCACACAUUGCACCAAGUAGAUGCCGUAACCAACGCUUCGCAGCAACAUCCGAGAGUCCUUACUGCCCGUGAACUUCCACCGAGGAAUGUCGCCCCUCCCCAGCAAACUCAACAGAUUCAGGCUCUACAGGGUCAUAUGAUGCUGGCGGCUGCUCUUCAAAAUCAACCUGCCCAGGCCGCUGGUCCGAUGCAGGCUGCUAACAGACCUGCGUUCGCUCAGUUGGCGGCUCACCAUCACCAUCACGGUCGUCUUCCCUUCAAUCGGGCUUUUAUUCUGCCAACUCCACAGCCAACUUCUAGGGUUUUUAAACUUCAAUUCGAUGCGCGAAAGAUCAUCUGUGCCAGUCAGGAUCCCAGGAUCGUCGUCUGGGACUUCGCAUGUGAUGACGAGGAAAUCACCGAAGCCAGCCAGUUCUUUGUGGGCCUGUGAUUUCCCAGGUCAACCAAGUACGAGAACGAAAAUACAUCCGUACAUACGACAUGGUGGACGUCUCUUUCCCACUUUCCUAUUUUAACGGUCUCGUUAUGCUUCACGCAAGCUUCCUCUCUCCCAUUUUUACUUCACGGUCCCUCCUUUUUUACUGCGUUAUUUUUUAAUCCGAAGAUCGAUCAAAAUUCUUCCCAUAAAGGCAUAUUCUUUAUUCUCAGGAGUUGCUAUAUGAGCGGGUUGCUUACAUUGCAUCACCUAUGACGCCGAUCUGAAAGGCAAGGAGGAAAUCAAAAAGGGUGUUUCAUAUGCAGCGAGAGUUCCGGCUUUCUUCCCCAUCUGUUUUUUUUAAGGUAUCUUUUUUAAUUCUUAAUAAUGGCUUCUAAUGGGUCUCCUUCCACAUAUUUACUCAAUUGAGUUUCUCUCUUGCAUUUUCUUGGGGAAAGACACAUUGGUCACGGACAUUGCCAUCCUUUUUUUUGAGAACAUAAUACGGGAUUGCAUCCUCACACCAGGAUUCUUUUUGACCUUUUUCUGAAUUUGAACUUGAGGCUUGGAGCUUGGAACUUGAAACUUGGGAUGUGGAAAGUUUGUGGAAAUGUUGAUAUUCGCCAAUGCACUACUACUCAUUGGACAUCUUGCUCAUCCAUUACAUUGGUUCAGUGGAAGCCAGUAUCCUUCUUGUUCAUCACUUACCUCGACGAUAUUAUAUCCUCGCAACCCAUCAACGAUAGUCUGUAUCAUCU